AAAAAUUAUCUACAUUUUUGUUGCAUAUGAAGCGACUCAAUAUAAAAUUUUGGCUUUUAUUAUUAGCUACCACCAACUCUGUAAUAGCACAGGUAGCUUCUGACGCUAGAUUUAGUGCAUCAUGUGGUUACUUGGUAAAAAAAAUAUUUUGUUUUGGGGGUGCUGUAAAGAUCUCAACAGGUAUUCCGUCAGACGCAAUGUCUAUCCUUGAUCUUACAAUGUACAGCGGGAAGACCACCGAUGAGUUAGCUACAAAGUGGGUGAGACUCUACACAAAUACAGAAAAUCAAAAUAUACUUCCCAGAAGUAAUCCUCAGUCUACGCAACUUCCGGAUGGAAAAACCUUGUUGAUAGUCGGUGGCGACAUUUCAGGAAACGCAUCUGGCAUACCUCAGACUUUAUCCUUCAAUGGUGAGACUCUGUCUUGGGACUUUUAUCCAAAUUUUGAAGAUUCCUCUUUUGGCAAUAGGCAAAUCUCAAAUGCGGCUUCAGUGUAUGUUCCCGAAUACGGUUUUGUGCUUUAUGGAGGCCUAGAAGUGAAUUACAAUAAUAAUUUUACUUAUCCUGGCAUAAAUGCAACAAACUAUAUAGACGAUGGUCUGCAACAACGGUUCAUUGGAUACACAAAGCUAGAAGCGUUGGACAUUAGAAACACAGGAAAUCCUUGGAGACCUAGUAUUUCAGGAAAUAACGUACCCAACAUUUUCCCUAACCGUCAAGCAGCAAUAUUUGAUGCUAAAAACAACGCUGUCUUUUUCUUUGGCGGCUCACAUCCUGACGCUACAAAUACUUUGCAAAGUCUAUUUACUUUUGAUACAGCAAUUACAUUCAAUUUUACGACCAAAAACUGGGGGGUACAAAACUUAAACGGACAAGGACCAUCUCCACGAUAUGGACACUCGGCCAAUGUGGUGGGCCCAGAUAAAAGACAUGUUCUCAUAUACGGUGGACAAAAUGAGGACUCAAAGAGACCUUUAUCCGAUUACUGCUAUGUUUUAGAUCUUGACACUUAUCAAUGGACCCAGCAGACAAUUCCAGCAUCAACUGGUGUGGUUUUGGCCAGAACCAAGCAUUCAGCUGUUACUAUAACCGACAACAUGUUGUUUAUAGUGUAUGGUGUAGAAACCGAAAUUAAGUUGGCCGAAAAACUAUUCAUACUGAACGUUACAGAUCCUUUAAACAUCACUUUAUUUGAUACAUUUAUUGAUCCCGCUUCUGUUGUACCAGCAAAUACAACAUCUCAACCCACUUCUGAAACAACCCCAAAUUCUAACAGUACAACAUACCUCGCUGAUGCUUCAAAAAAAGGGUUGACCUCUGGUGCUAUAAUUGGCAUCGCUGUUGGUAUCUCUGUUGCAGGUUUGAUAGCUAUUGCUACCAUAAUUUUUUGUAUCAUAAAGAAAAAGAACAAGAAAAGAGUUGAAAAGGAAAGAGAAAAAGAAAAGUUAAAAGAGGACUCUCUUAUGGAGGUUAACUGGGAUGAGUUAGAAAACAAAUACGCGGAAGCACCUCCUACACACUAUCCCGAAGGUCAUUUCAGAUACUCCUCUCAGCUACCAGAUGGUAUAUCCGAAAAUGAAACUACACAAACACCAGAUUCCUCAAGUGCCUUAAGAACACAGAGUGAGACAAAGGUACAGCGCCCAGACGUUCCUGAUAAUUACAAGGCAAGUCGUGUGAACUGAGACCAAUGUAUAAAAAACCAGCUAUGUUAAACAAUCUUCAGAUCGUUGGAUAGACUAUUAAUAAAAGUUAGUUUAUUCGCGACAUACAUAUAAAAUAUUCCAUUAAUUGAGGGACGCAAAAUAACAUGAUCCCAAUACGUCA
This is a messenger RNA of Mucor mucedo, 1827 nucleotides long. RefSeq lists its product as uncharacterized. The record is from RefSeq and is a predicted model, not a curated record. The transcript is spliced from 9 exons. Lineage: Eukaryota; Fungi; Mucoromycota; Mucoromycetes; Mucorales; Mucoraceae. Gene Ontology annotation, molecular function: protein binding. Bases 27 to 1685 code for a protein of 552 amino acids.